CUAUCGCGGGCGGCGCAGGGCUGGCUGGGCCUUCCGCGGGACGGCAGGGGGGCGGGAUGUGUCACCCGAAUACCAGCGGGUAAGUCGCCGGCCGAACCAGCCGGGCAGGUCGAGCGGAGUAUAAGAGCUGGAGGGAGCGGCCGGGCGGCAGACGCCGGAGCCCGAGCCCCGCAGAGCCCCGCCGAGCCCCGCGCCGCGUCCGUCCGCCGCGUCCGGUCCGCGCUACCUUCGCGCCACCAUGGCCCGGGGCCCGGGCCUCGCGCCGCCGCUGCUGCCGCUGCUGGUGCUGGCCGCGGUGACCAGCCACGCGGCCGCGCAGUCCAACUGCACGUGCCCCACCAACAAGAUGACCGUGUGCAGCCCCGACGGCCCAGGCGGCCGCUGCCAGUGCCGCGCGCUCGGCUCGGGCGUGCCGGUGGACUGCUCCACGCUGACCUCCAAGUGCCUGCUGCUCAAGGCGCGCAUGAACGGCCCCAAGAGCGGCCGCGGACUGGUGCGGCCGAGCGAGCACGCGCUCGUGGACAACGACGGCCUCUACGACCCCGACUGCGACCACGAGGGCCGCUUCAAGGCGCGCCAGUGCAACCAGACGUCGGUGUGCUGGUGCGUGAACUCGGUGGGCGUGCGGCGCACCGACAAGGGCGACCUGAGCCUGCUCUGCGACGAACUGGUGCGCACCCACCACAUCCUCAUCGACCUGCGCCACCGCCCGGCCGCCCGCGCCUUCAACCGCUCGGACCUGGACGCCGAGCUGCGGCGGCUCUUCCGGGAGCGCUACCGGCUGCACCCCAAGUUCGUGGCGGCCGUGCACUACGAGCAGCCCACCGUCCAGAUCGAGCUGCGGCAGAACGCGUCGCAGAAGGCCCCCGGCGACGUGGACAUCGCCGACGCUGCCUACUACUUCGAGAGGGACGUCAAGGGCGAGUCGCUGUUCCAGGGCCACGGCGGCCUGGACUUGCGCGUGCGCGGCGAGCCCCUCCAGGUGGAGCGGACGCUCAUCUACUACCUGGACGAGAAGCCCCCGCGCUUCUCCAUGAAGCGCCUCACCGCCGGCCUCAUCGCCGUCAUCGUGGUGGUCGUGGCGGCCCUCGUCGCCGGCGUGGUCGUCCUUGUGAUCUCCAACCGGAGGAAGUCGGGGAAGUACAAGAAGGUGGAGAUCAAGGAACUGGGGGAGUUGAGAAAGGAACCGAGCCUGUAGGUACCCGCGGGGUGGGGAGCGGGAUGGGGUGCCGGAUGCCAGCAUCGUCCCAGACCGAAGAGAGUCAGGCUUCCUGACCCUCGGCCCAGAGGAGCCAUUUCUCCUCCCAGAUUCCUGCCUUCCCCUUCCCCUUCGCGCACACACCAAAUUUAAUAGAUCCUGGUCUCAGAGUCGCCUCUCUUUCUGACUUCUGUCUUGAAGAAAGCAUUUCUAGAAUUCCUUCCUUUUCGGCCCAGUAAGAAACCUGAUCGGGAGAGGUAAGGAAAGGAUGGCGCAGCGUUAUGUGUAAGAAGCAAGUGUCUGUAUGACAACCCAGCGUCGUUUGAAAGUGACAGAAUAGAUUUUGAAGGCCUAAAUGGGUUUAGAUGGGAAACAGCACUUUUACUGUCUUGGGUUUAAGUUAUUUGAUGAGCUCCAUUUCUAUCAUGGCCUUACAGAUGAGGAGUUUGUUAAUUGGGGCCGUGUAGUAUCCUCAUUACCAUCAUUUGUAUUACCGACCACACACGCUUGUCACCAGGAAAGAAGCCUGUUUCAGCUUCCUGAACACGUUUUAGAUGUCUCCGUUCGAGCACAGCCGCUACCCCAGAAACUCAAUGUCUGUUCUUCAGCUUGCCUUUACUACAGCUGAUAUUAGUCAUGUUUUCUUUUGUAAAAUGUAUGUACAUAUGUUGUCUUUGAUAAUGCUGCUGUGAUUUUUUUUUAAACAUGAAUUUAAUAAAAUAUGUGAAAGGCA
Lemur catta (Ring-tailed lemur) is the source of this 1931-nucleotide messenger RNA. It is a transcript of the gene TACSTD2, whose product is annotated as tumor associated calcium signal transducer 2. The record is from RefSeq and is a predicted model, not a curated record. Gene Ontology annotation, biological process: positive regulation of stem cell differentiation. Gene Ontology annotation, cellular component: nucleus; membrane. The transcript has a single exon. Lineage: Eukaryota; Metazoa; Chordata; Mammalia; Primates; Lemuridae. Bases 239 to 1198 code for a protein of 319 amino acids.